AAGUAAAGGAAAGUACACGACUCCCAUGGAGCGCAUUGCAGCACAGGACAAUUCUUAUUAAUCAACGACAAAACGAAUGAUCACACUUGCCAACGCGCUGAUUAGCUUUCGUAAGAUGGUCUUCGCAUGAUCGCUAACGUGAGAUCAGAGGUUGAUGACAAGACAGGACGGCUCCGAAGCUGUCGUUUGAUGGCGAAUUCACGUGGAUUGCUGCAUAGACAUGUGUCCGCAGAUGCCCAGGCUCUCCACUGAAGCGACUCUGCUUCAGCAUCAUUGCUCUUGAGUAAAGGAGAAGCCACUUCUCCUUCUGAAGUUCUCUGACCCAGCUUUUCAGAUUUCUUGGAGAAGAUGAUGCCCGUCGACAAAGAAGAAAGCUCACUGAGCAUCAAAGAAAUUAGAGGAACGGAGGAGGGUUUGAGAACAGUGGAGUGCCUCAGAGGAAGGCUCCUUGCAGAGAGACAGGCUUCCAGAUUCGCUAGAGAGCAAGCUCAGCUCAUGGCCAACAGGUUGGUGGAACUGGAGAACCAGCUGAGAGAAGAGACCAGAUUGAGGACGAAAACAGAGAAAAAGCUCAAGUGCCUGAAGAAGAAGCUCGAGACCCUGCUAAUCUCACCUGCAUUGCCCGAACCAGAGCAAUCCGGCGCCUGCGAAGCCGGCAUCGCCUCAUCGGAUUCGUCUUCCACAGUCACAAUCGCCUCAGAAACCAAAAUUACUGAAGAAGCAGAAGUAGAAUCCAAGUCCCAUUUUGAGAACAUGGACGCAUCGCUCCAUCUGGAGCUUUAUGCUUCUGAAAAAUCUCUCGCCGGAGAUAAGCGCGAUUCCAACGCCGGAGAUUUUUCCUCCGAGAAGGCGGGCCCCAAAUACGAUGAAUUCAAGACCGAUGGCCAUAGCCACACAAGCGCGAGGGAUUUGGCGACGGAGAACGAGAACAGUUUCGAUGGUGAUGACCAGGUGGACGAUUCGUUAGCAUUAGUUCCGGUCACCUUGCCUGAAGCAGAACCAGAGAGCAAAGAGCCGAACGCGAAGAUGACGAUAACGAGUGCGAGCGUCAGUGAAGUGCUCGAUGCACUGAGGCACGCGAGAGAGAACAUCCAGAGAUCGAUGGAGAAGCGAAGUUGCAUGAUUAGAGUCGGCCCACCUCAUCGAGCUGCCCAGCUCUGUUAAGCGAUUUCAUGAUUGUCUAGGUGGCGAAAGGGCCCUCGCUGACGGUCUCUGUUUUUUCUCUUUUCCUUUUGGAGCUUUCUUGAUGUGGGACGAAGAAUGUCAGUGCAGUGAUUCUUCAUUGCUUUUCAGAUGAUGCAUGCCAGAGAAUGGGACAAUGUAGGGAGAGUGAUGAUGAUGAUGAUGAUGAUUCAUGGUGUGUUUUGUCAGAUGUCUGUCCUCAGUGGGAGCUGAACAGAGGUGAAGAAAAGAAAUUUACAUUGCAAUUUGUCUCUUGGGGUUUGUCUUA
This is a messenger RNA of Eucalyptus grandis, 1450 nucleotides long. RefSeq lists its product as uncharacterized. Lineage: Eukaryota; Viridiplantae; Streptophyta; Magnoliopsida; Myrtales; Myrtaceae. The transcript has 4 exons. Bases 349 to 1164 code for a protein of 271 amino acids. The record is from RefSeq and is a predicted model, not a curated record.